Messenger RNA from Lycium barbarum (goji berry), 2159 nucleotides. Its product is annotated as casein kinase 1-like protein 7. Gene Ontology annotation, molecular function: ATP binding; protein serine/threonine kinase activity. Gene Ontology annotation, cellular component: cytoplasm; nucleus. The transcript is spliced from 14 exons. Gene Ontology annotation, biological process: signal transduction; endocytosis; peptidyl-serine phosphorylation. The record is from RefSeq and is a predicted model, not a curated record. NCBI's taxonomy places the organism in Eukaryota, Viridiplantae, Streptophyta, Magnoliopsida, Solanales, Solanaceae. Bases 567 to 1952 code for a protein of 461 amino acids.
AUCACUUUUUCACUACAGUUAAAUCAAUUCCUUUCUUUUUUCGUGGAAAAAUAAAAAUAAAAAGCGCUUUGUUUUUCUCAAUUUCCUCAAUUUUCGCUAAUUUGUCUCCUCUUUUCUGCUUCUUUUAUUGAUUCAUUGAAACAUACAUACAUAUAUGUAUAUAUCGGUUCACACAUUGAUUAUCCAUUUUUUUUAUUUGAUCAAUGGGGAUCGGCUAUUUUGUUUUUAAAUUAGGGUUUGUAUUUAUUGAACCAUAGUUCAAGAAUUGUUUUUUUUUUUCUCAGUUGACAACGUUAAUUGGUGGGAUUUGAUCUAUAAAAGUGUAUUUUGGAUACAUUUUUGUGUAAAGAUUGUAUUUUGGAUUGUUGGGGGUUCUUUAUUGUUUCUAUAUUAGGUGAAGAUUUGAAUAGAAAGGUGUGAUUGUUGCUUUUGAGUAUUUGGUUCUUGAAAUCUUGAAGUGGAGUUGUUUAGUUACCUAUAUUAGGUGAAGAUUUGAAUAGAAAUGUGUGAUUUGUUGCUUUUGAUAUUUGGUUCUUGAAAUCUUGAAGUGGAGUUGUUAAGUUAGAAUGGAUCAUGUUGUGGGUGGGAAGUUUAAACUGGGAAGGAAGAUUGGAAGUGGGUCGUUUGGUGAGCUUUAUUUAGGUGUGAAUAUACAGAAUGGAGAAGAAGUUGCCAUUAAGCUGGAAUCUGUCAAGACAAAGCACCCUCAACUGCACUAUGAAUCAAAAAUAUAUAUGCUUCUCUCAGGAGGAACUGGAAUUCCCAACCUUAAAUGGUUUGGAGUGGAAGGUGAGUACAAUGUGAUGGUCAUAGACCUUCUUGGACCGAGCUUGGAAGACCUCUUCAACUAUUGUAAUAGGAAGCUUUCUUUGAAAUCAGUGUUGAUGCUUGCAGAUCAGCUAAUCAAUAGAGUUGAAUACAUGCACUCAAGAGGAUUUCUUCACCGUGACAUAAAGCCAGACAACUUUCUAAUGGGCCUUGGUCGCAAAGCAAAUCAGGUGUACGCCAUUGACUUCGGGCUUGCCAAAAAGUAUAGGGAUCUCCAAACUCACAAGCAUAUACCAUACAGGGAAAACAAGAAUCUGACAGGCACAGCUCGCUAUGCCAGUGUCAACACACACCUUGGAGUUGAGCAAAGCAGAAGAGAUGAUUUGGAAUCUCUGGGCUAUGUGCUUAUGUAUUUUCUUAGAGGAAGUCUUCCAUGGCAGGGAUUGAAAGCUGGUACUAAGAAGCAAAAGUAUGAUAAAAUCAGUGAGAAAAAGAUGUUGACAACAAUAGAGGUGCUAUGUAAAUCAUAUCCGUCAGAGUUCAUAUCAUACUUCCAUUAUUGUCGGUCAUUACGGUUUGAAGAUAAACCUGACUAUUCAUAUUUGAAGAGGCUUUUCAGGGACUUGUUUAUUCGUGAAGGUUAUCAGUUUGACUAUGUGUUUGAUUGGACCAUCUUGAAGUAUCCUCAGAUUGGUGCCAGUUCUAGAGGACGUAAUAUUAGUGGAAGUGCGCCGCUAAAUGCUGCUGGGCCAUCUGCUGAAAGACCGGGAAGGACAUCAGUGGGACAGGAUAUUCGAGACAGGUUUUCUGGUGCGGUUGGAGCGUUUGCCCGGAGGAAUACUUCUGGUUCUGGUAGGCAGGGGGAACACUCCAGACACAAGACUUCAGAUGAUAUACCUUCAUCUAAAGAUGUGCAAGCUGAUUCAGAAAGAGGCCGUACGUCAAGAAAUUGUAGCUCGUCCAGAAGGGCUGCGAUUUCAAGUAGCAGACCGAGCUCUUCUGGUGAGCCUACAGACAGUCGCACAAGCAGCAGAUUAAUGUCGAGCAGUGGCCGCUUAUCCGCCACACAAAGGAUUCAUUCUGGAAUUGAACCGAAACCAUCUUUGUUCUCCCGAACCUCAGCUACAAAGGGCAGCCGCGAUGACCCUCUUCGGAGCUUUGAGCUUCUUUCAAUCCGGAAGUAAAUUGAUGCUUGUAAAGAGAAUUUCUCGUUGUUUGAAUCUUGUGAUCCUAUAAAAGGAUGUCUCGGUGCUGUACAUUGAAUUUUUCUACAUGAAAACUAAAUCUUAAUCCAACUUUAUAACUUGGUUUGUUUUACGUGAAGAGUUCUGGUGAUUGUAACGCUAUUUAGGCUCAUCCAAAAUGGUGAAGAAACUGUGUUUCAAGUUCUA